Molecule: messenger RNA, 2937 nt
Organism: Bactrocera tryoni
Lineage: Eukaryota; Metazoa; Arthropoda; Insecta; Diptera; Tephritidae
Gene: bora
Product: protein aurora borealis
Exons: 2
Coding region: 71-2137 (688 amino acids)
Biological process (GO): regulation of mitotic spindle organization; regulation of mitotic nuclear division; activation of protein kinase activity
Cellular component (GO): cytoplasm; nucleus
Molecular function (GO): protein kinase binding
Source: RefSeq, a predicted model, not a curated record
UUUGGACGGGCAGCGGGCGUAUAUCCGCGAAAUAAUAAACUUCUAUAUUUUAAUUGUGCUUUUGGUUAAUAUGGAAUAUGAAAAGGCUGCAACACCUUUGAAGCUAUUUUCAGCGGUGCAUAUGAGUGGUAAAGUGACACAUAAAGUGGGUAACGAAAAUUUAGAAUUGAUAACUACACCGGGCAAUGGGAGAUGUCAUAAAAAAUUGCAUCCACGUACACCAAGUAAGCAGAUAAGUUGUAGUAUAUCAACUAUAAGCAGUAUUUGCAGUAAUUCGUCAAAGCAAAUAACUUGUUCCACGCUCAUGAGUACGCCACCAGCUAAACGAUUUCAACGCAUACGGAAUCCUUUCGAACCAGUCUUAGCGGAGCGCUUGCAUUUACCACUAAUUGCCAGCCCUUCGCUGUUUCAGCGACCUACGACACCACAACUGUCGUCAACACAAUUCGAAUGGAAUAUUGAUGAAGUGUCUUCACUAAAACCAGCGCAUGUCGAGCCGCACGAAACACAAUUUCACGACUCGCCCGACCCCGAUUAUGAAGCCAAAGCUCAAUCGGCUAUAAGUUCAUAUUUCAAGGACCAUCAAAUUGUGCCAAGUCCAGUAGAUUGCCCUUUACGCAGUCAUCGCAUUAUACUUUCCGAAUUGAAUGCUAAUACACCUAUUACAAAACCAGGACGACGUAUACGUGAUUGUGGCACACAGACAGAAUUAUCAUUGCCGGUAAUAUUACCCCGCGCUGUAGAAGAAGCGCUAAUGCCAUAUUUUCAACCACAUCUAGCAGUUGCGGAUCGGCCCAACUGUGACACCGAUUCGCAAAUACGGUUUAGUAACGAUUCAAACGCAUCUACUUAUAGUGAUGCUAAAGAUAUUUCAUUGCGUCGUAAACUUUUCGAUAUGAAUAAUAUUGUAGUGCUCGAAGAGGGUAGAACAUCGACAACUGAAUCCAAAACUAAAACUACAUAUUCCAACUCCAGUCCCUCAUCCGUUUGUGAGAAUACCCGAGGUGGUCAUUUCGCUAUAGUUGGCACGCUUUCAGAUUCUAUGGACAAGAGUUCAUUCGGCUCGCUUUCUCCAAUUUCAGCAUCUGAUGGUCUAUCUAACUCACCACAUUCGCCGCACAAAAGUCAUACUGGCUUUAAAUCACGCAUACAAACCUUUCUACAAGAACUUGAUGAUGUAGAGCAGUUGUCACCAAUACAUGCACCGGUACGACAAACGAGUCGACGGUGUCAUGAUAAACGUGAGGCUACAAGCAAAUCACUGCAAGAUUCCAAAAAUAGUUAUCGUUGCAAUGUUCUGAACCAGAGUGAAGCAACCAUAAACGAAGAUCUCUCUUUAGCUUGUAUUGAUGCUGGGAACACCAAUGGUGAAAAAUUUACGCCAGAUCGCAGUUCUUCACCACUACGUUUGGCCUAUUGCUCUACUGAAUCAGAAUCGGCAAUCGGCCAUCAUUCCAUUGAUAGCAGUUUCAAUAUGAAAAUCAGUCGUUUAGCCGUGAAUAGUGCGAAGUGCAUAAAACCAAUAACAAUAACAAGCCGUGAUACUAAGACACAAGAGCAUGAUAUAUUCGCUCAUGACGAAACGCAAGACUUACUUGAUGACGAUGAAAUGCAAGUCUCGCAGUUGUCCGCACAAAAUUUCAAUUGCAGUUCGAGCUCCGCGGAUACGCCGCGUAGUAAAAGACGUUCAGCAAGUCGCAAAAAUCUAUCACAAUCCUUUUCGCUAAAUUGGUUAGAUGACGAAGAAGAGCAAGCAGAUGACGAAAAGCAAAAAGCAGAUAAACAAAAUCUACUAAAAUCGCCAAUAGAUUUGCCGCGCAUUGAUAUAAAUAUAGUGGAUGAACUGAUUGUUAAAGAACAUGCAUUACAGCAGCAGCAACAGUUGCAAAAAGUCAACGAGCAGUGUAGUAGUGCUGAUAAGCAAGCUCCCGUUGAUGCGGCUGAAACGCGCGCCGUAUUCUAUCGUGUUGAUAGUGGCUUUAAUGAGAUGCCGGCCAGUGGUUGCUCUUCCACUUGCUCCAUGGGCGCAAGCCAGAAGAGUGAUGGCGGGUUAUCGCCAACGACACAACUUGACGUAAGCAUGGUUUGUUGUUCAACACCAUCAAAGUGCUCGAACACCAACAGCGUUGCAACUUGACGACAGAUAAUUGCAAUAUUUAAGUUGCCAAACAUAUUUCAUAAAAAGCUUCUAUAUCACGGUUGUCAUUUGCCUUUUUGCAUUAGCUGAAAUUCUCCCAGCAAAAUACUUAUUUAAUACUUUAUAUUUGUAUAAUUCAUAGUUAUAUGCGCGCAAUUAUUGUUUCGUAUGCAAUAUUCAAAGCCAAGUUUUGUAGUAAUUGUAAUAAUAGCAUGUUAGAAAAUUGAAUAAUUUUAAGACUGCCAUGAUUUUUAGAAUAAACAAUUUUAUAUAUAUGAGACUGCCGUGCAGCAAUAAGCAACCCACCUAAGUAGCGCCAUCGCUUUGAAAGUUUGUGCAGCAAAUAAAAAGUGGAGCGCCUACUAAAACUCACUUUGCUAGCUGUGUAGUUUUUAAUUAGCCUAUUUCAUUUACCAUGUCGUUUACAACAAAUAUAUAAUACAUACAUUGCAUAAAUAUAUAGAUUUUCGAAGAAAUUUUAUUCAUCAUCCAGUUAAAAUAGUCAUUAUUCCACAUACUUUCUAUUAUUUUAUUUUUACUUGUACUUUCUAUUAGCGCUUAUUUUAUUUAUUUAACAUUUCAUUGUAAUUAUUUCCAACUUGUCAUUAUUUUAUAUAUCUGCGUUAUGGAUGUAUUUGGACCCACAUAGUUUAAUUUCUACUUAACAUAAUUUAAUUUUAAAUUUCAUUUGUUACAUGUUAUAUUUUAUAGCUUUUACUCAAUCAUCGUUUAUUUUGAAUAUUGUGUCACUCGGCGCGUGUAAUAUUAGUCAAUUAAUAAAUGCAAAAAGCAGUAGGAAA